CCCUCGGCGAAUUUAUUCCAGCGUCAAUGAGCCAUUAGGUUCAGUAGCCUCAGGGCCUCGGGGAAGUGAACGCGCCAACGGAAGCCCGGAGCCCUCCUCCUAAAGUCGGGGAACCUGAGCUACCGGAGGAGGCUUCCCUUCCGACAGCCCCUCCCGCGGGGAAAGUUCCGGGGCAGGAGGCGGGGCUGCCGGAAGUCGCCGGACGCCGUCUGCUGUUCGUUGUUUGAGCGGCUGACGGGAAGGAGAAGCCCGAGCUCCGGCGGCGCCGCGGGGCGGCAGUCAAGACCAGAGUCCGAGCUGCCGCUAGCCUCCGGAGAAGCAGAAGCCAGGAGUACUGCCUGCGGAGCGGCGGGUUCGGACGCCCGCUCGCCUUCUGAUCUCACCAUGUCGCGGGGCUCCAUCGAGAUUCCCCUCCGGGACACUGACGAGGUCAUCGAACUUGACUUCGAUCAGUUACCUGAAGGAGAUGAAGUUAUCAGUAUUCUGAAACAGGAACACACACAACUGCAUAUAUGGAUUGCUUUGGCAGUGAUGGAAUACUACAAGCAAGGAAAAACAGAAGAGUUUGUAAAGCUGUUGGAAGCAGCGCGUAUAGAUGGCAAUUUGGACUACAGAGACCAUGAGAAAGACCAGAUGACUUGCUUGGAUACAUUGGCGGCCUAUUAUGUACAACAGGCUCGAAAGGAAAAGAAUAAGGACAACAAGAAAGACCUUAUUACGCAGGCAACCCUGUUGUAUACAAUGGCAGAUAAAAUUAUUAUGUAUGAUCAGAACCAUUUGUUGGGAAGAGCCUGCUUCUGCCUCCUUGAGGGUGACAAAAUGGAUCAGGCUGACGCACAGUUUCAUUUUGUGCUCAACCAGUCCCCAAAUAAUAUCCCAGCCCUUCUUGGUAAAGCAUGCAUUUCAUUCAACAAGAAAGAUUACAGAGGCGCUCUUGCUUACUAUAAGAAAGCCUUGCGUACUAACCCGGGAUGUCCAGCGGAAGUGCGUUUAGGAAUGGCAUGCUUCGUGAAACUUAACAAAUUAGAGAAGGCUCGUCUGGCAUUCAGCAGAGCCCUAGAACUCAAUUCCAAAUGUGUGGGAGCCUUGGUGGGACUGGCUGUUCUAGAACUCAACAAUAAAGAGGCUGAUUCCAUCAAAAAUGGUGUCCAGCUUCUUUCCAGAGCCUAUACGAUCGAUCCUAGCAACCCUAUGGUGUUGAACCACUUGGCAAAUCACUUUUUCUUCAAAAAGGAUUACAGUAAAGUCCAGCACUUAGCCCUCCAUGCAUUCCAUAAUACAGAAGUGGAGGCCAUGCAAGCAGAAAGUUGCUACCAGUUGGCUAGAUCAUUCCACGUCCAGGAAGAUUAUGACCAAGCUUUCCAGUACUACUAUCAAGCCACCCAGUUUGCUUCGUCCUCUUUUGUGCUGCCUUUUUUUGGUUUGGGACAAAUGUACAUUUAUCGAGGAGACAAAGAAAAUGCAUCCCAGUGCUUUGAGAAAGUCUUGAAAGCUUAUCCUAAUAAUUAUGAAACUAUGAAAAUUCUGGGCUCUCUAUAUGCUGCCUCGGAAGAUCAAGAAAAACGAGAUAUCGCUAAGGGCCAUUUGAAGAAGGUCACAGAACAGUAUCCUGAUGACGUUGAAGCAUGGAUUGAAUUGGCACAAAUCUUAGAACAGACGGAUAUACAGGGUGCCCUGUCAGCCUACGGAACAGCAACACGGAUCCUUCAGGAGAAGGUGCAGGCUGAUGUCCCCCCCGAGAUUCUGAAUAAUGUGGGGGCCCUCCAUUUCCGACUUGGAAAUCUAGGCGAGGCAAAGAAAUACUUUUUGGCAUCCUUGGAUCGUGCCAAGGCAGAAGCUGAGCAUGAUGAACAUUAUUACAAUGCCAUUUCUGUUACAACGUCGUACAAUUUAGCCAGGUUAUAUGAGGCCAUGUGUGAAUUCCACGAAGCAGAGAAACUAUAUAAAAACAUCUUACGGGAACAUCCUAAUUAUGUUGACUGCUAUCUGCGCCUAGGAGCCAUGGCUAGAGAUAAAGGAAACUUUUAUGAGGCUUCAGAUUGGUUUAAGGAAGCUCUUCAGAUUAAUCAGGACCAUCCAGAUGCUUGGUCUUUAAUUGGUAAUCUUCAUUUGGCAAAACAAGAAUGGGGCCCAGGCCAGAAAAAAUUCGAGAGGAUAUUAAAACAACCAUCUACUCAGAGUGACACUUACUCUAUGCUGGCCCUUGGCAAUGUCUGGCUCCAAACUUUGCAUCAGCCCACCCGAGAUAGAGAAAAGGAAAAGCGUCAUCAAGAUCGUGCUCUGGCCAUCUACAAGCAAGUACUCAGAAAUGAUGCAAAGAAUCUAUAUGCUGCUAAUGGCAUAGGAGCCGUUUUAGCCCAUAAAGGCUAUUUCCGAGAAGCUCGUGAUGUAUUUGCCCAAGUAAGAGAAGCAACAGCAGAUAUCAGUGAUGUGUGGUUGAAUCUAGCACACAUCUACGUGGAACAGAAGCAAUAUAUCAGUGCCGUUCAGAUGUAUGAAAACUGCCUCCGAAAGUUCUAUAAGCACCAGAACACGGAAGUUGUACUCUAUUUGGCCCGGGCCCUCUUCAAGUGUGGCAAGUUACAGGAAUGCAAACAGACUUUGCUGAAGGCUAGACAUGUGGCACCCAGUGAUACAGUUCUUAUGUUUAAUGUGGCCUUGGUCCUGCAAAGAUUAGCUACCUCUGUCCUGAAAGAUGAAAAGAGUAAUCUGAAGGAAGUACUUAAUGCUGUGAAAGAACUGGAGCUGGCACACAGAUACUUCAGCUACUUGAGUAAAGUGGGAGAUAAAAUGAGAUUCGAUUUGGCCCUCGCUGCUACAGAAGCCAGGCAAUGCUCUGACUUGCUGAGCCAGGCCCAGUACCACGUGGCCCGGGCACGCAAACAAGAUGAAGAGGAAAGGGAGUUGCGGGCCAAACAAGAGCAAGAGAAAGAACUGUUAAGGCAAAAGCUUCUCAAAGAACAGGAAGAGAAACGUCUCAGAGAAAAAGAAGAGCAAAAGAAACUUUUGGAACAGCGAGCCCAGUAUGUAGAGAAGACCAAAAAUAUUCUUAUGUUUACUGGAGAGACUGAAGCAACAAAAGAAAAGAAACGAGGUGGCGGUGGUGGCCGGCGGUCCAAGAAGGGAGGAGAGUUUGAUGAAUUUGUCAACGAUGACACCGACGAUGACCUGCCAAUAUCCAAAAAGAAGAAGAGAAGGAAGGGCAGUGGCAGUGAGCCAGAAGGCGAAGAGGAGGAGGGUGGCGAGAGGAAGAAGAAGAAGAGGAGAAGACCUCCCAAGGGAGAUGAAGGAUCUGAUGAUGAUGAAACAGAAAACGGCCCCAAAGCCAAAAAGCGCCGUCCACCAAGAGCAGAGAAGAAGAAGGCACCCAAGCCAGAACGUCUGCCUCCUUCAAUGAAGGGAAAAAUAAAAUCCAAAGCCAUAAUAUCAUCAAGUGAUGAUUCGUCUGAUGAAGAUAAGCUGAAAAUCGCUGAUGAAGGGCAUGCCCGCCACGGCCACAGCGACUCGGACGAGGGCGAUCGGCGGAGGAAGGGCGCCUCCUCGGAGAGCGAGUCGGACGAGAACCAGAACAAGUCGGGCAGCGAGGCCGGCAGCCCCCGCAGGCCCCGGAGGCCGCGCUCCGACGAGGAUUCCGACAGCGACCAGCCGGCCCGAAAACGCCGGCCGUCGGGCUCCGAACAGUCUGACAACGAGUCCCUGCAGUCCGGCCGGAGCCGCUCUGGAGGCUCCGAGGUGGACUCUCGGCCCGCGUCCCCCAGCGCCGAGUCCGACCACGACUCCGACCGAGCAUCCGACAACGAGGGCUCCGGCCGCGGCUCCGGCAACGAAUCCGAACCUGAGGCCUCCAACAACGAGGCCUCGGAGCGCGGCUCGGAGCGCGGGUCCGAGGACAGCGACUAGGCCUCAUUUCCUAAAUAAGCUUCAUCUCUGGAGGGGACUUUUUUUAAUCUAUGAAAGCUGUGAUCAAAACGUUUCAGGUGUUUAGUCCCACCGUGGUGAGAUUUUUUUUUUUCCUAAGGCAUUUUUUUUUUUUUUUUUUUUUUUUUGGUUCUAGCCAUUUGUUACGCCGCCCCUCGAGACCUGUCUGUGCCGGAGCCCAAUAUUUACGUCUCUCGAGCAAAUGAAGAAGGCGACUCUUCUUCAUUAUGGUACAGUUCCACCUGUCAUAUGUGAAAACUGCAGUAAAAUAAACCCACACGCUAAAGCAUUCCUGUAGGGAGGUUAGACCGAGACUGUGGCAGGCAUCUCAUCUUCUUUCUUUGUUAAGCUGUAUACUGUUUGGAUUUUUAUUGCAAUCUUUUACCAAGUGGUGUGAGAAACUUGGUAUUAAUAUCUUCGUUCCAUUUCAAGUUUAGGUCAAGAAUAUUUUUGUUUUCCGGAGGAAGAGGUAUCUACUGUAUAAUUGCACCAAAGUACAAAUGAAAGGAAGGUUUUCUUUGAUAGUGUAAUCCUGCAGCCAUGUAGAUAAAGACACAAAUAUAUAAUUUGUUAGGUUGAACAAAAUGUGGAAAAAUGCUUUUCUGUUAGUAGAAUGCCGAGACCUACCUAAGCCACAUAAUAAAUUCUUUUACCAACUUUA
This is a messenger RNA of Sus scrofa (pig), 4579 nucleotides long. The record is from RefSeq and is a predicted model, not a curated record. Lineage: Eukaryota; Metazoa; Chordata; Mammalia; Artiodactyla; Suidae.